This is a messenger RNA of Phalacrocorax carbo (great cormorant), 6321 nucleotides long. NCBI's taxonomy places the organism in Eukaryota, Metazoa, Chordata, Aves, Suliformes, Phalacrocoracidae. The record is from RefSeq and is a predicted model, not a curated record.
CGGCGCCGUCCCCGCCGCAGCCUGAGGGGCGCUGAGGAGAGGUUUAUUUAUUUUUCGGAAGAGGCGCGGAGAGGAGCCGCGGUAAACCCGGUGGCCCCGCCCGCAGGCUCACGCCAUGGUGCGGGCCCCCCUCCGCCCCUGAGGAGCGGCGAGGCGGGGGGCGGCGGCGCGGUUGCUAAGGCUGAGCUACGAGAGGCAAACAUGGCCCAAGCGCCCACUGAUCCAAGUAAUGUGGAAAUCACUGACCCAGAGGAGAGUUCUCCAAAUAUGAUAGUCUACAGAAAGAUUGAAGACAUCAUUACAAGAAUGCAGGAUGACAAAGCAGGUGGAGUUCCCAUCCGCACUGUCAAGAGCUUUCUGUCCAAAAUCCCCAGCGUUGUCACUGGUGCUGAUAUUGUGCAGUGGCUUAUGAAGAACCUCAGCAUUGAGGAUCCAGGGGAAGCAAUACACUUGGGAAGUCUUAUUGCUGCACAGGGUUAUGUCUUUCCAAUCUCAGACCAUGUCCUCACCCUGAAAGAUGAUGGGACGUUCUAUCGUUUUCAGGCACCGUACUUUUGGCCUUCAAACUGCUGGGAACCAGAAAACACAGAUUAUGCCAUCUAUCUUUGCAAACGGACCAUGCAGAACAAAGCUAGGCUGGAGCUGGCGGAUUAUGAAGCCGAAAACUUAGCAAGACUUCAGAGAGCAUUUGCAAGAAAGUGGGAAUUCAUCUUCAUGCAAGCUGAGGCUCAAGUGAAAAUCGACAGAAAAAAGGAUAAAACGGAAAGAAAGAUUUUGGACAGCCAGGAAAGAGCAUUCUGGGAUGUGCAUAGGCCUGUGCCGGGCUGUGUGAACACCACAGAAAUGGACAUUAGAAAGUGUCGUCGUAUGAAAAACCCACAGAAGGUGAAAAAGUCAGUAUACGGUGUUACAGAGGAGUCUCAGUCCCAAAGCCCUGUACAUGUGCCCUCCCAGCCUGUCCGCAAAACUACAAAAGAGGAUUUCCGGAGACAAAUAACUUUUCUGAACGUGCAGAUAGAGAGACAUUGUUUAAAGAUGUCCAAAGUAGCAGAAAGUUUAAUAGCCUACACAGAGCAGUAUGUGGAAUAUGACCCCUUUAUAACUCCUGCUGAGCCUUCCAAUCCCUGGAUAAGUGAUGAUACAGUGUUGUGGGACAUCGAAAUAAGCAAAGAACCCAGUCAGCAGCGUGUGAAAAGAUGGGGUUUCUCCAUGGAUGAGGUGCUGAAGGACCCAGUAGGACGAGACCAGUUCCUUCGUUUCUUGGAAUCAGAAUUCAGCUCGGAAAACCUCAGGUUUUGGUUGGCUGUCCAAGAUCUCAAGAAACAACCUCUACAGGAUGUAACCACCAGAGUGGAAGAAAUCUGGCAAGAGUUUCUAGCUCCUGGGGCCCAAAGUGCUAUCAACCUGGAUUCCCACAGCUAUGAGAAAACAAGCCAAAAUGUCAAAGACCCAGGGAGAUAUACAUAUGAAGACGCACAGGAGCAUAUUUACAAGCUGAUGAAGAGUGACAGCUACGCGCGCUUCCUCCGUUCAAAUGCUUACCAGGACUUAUUGCUGGCGAAGAAGAAGGGAAAGUCUCUGGUGAGCAAGCGUCUCACGGGCCUGAUGCAGUCCUCCUGAUGGCUUCAGCCGUCCGCCCUGCAGGAGAGACACCCCGGACCACUGCCAAAGACGGGGCGUUUUGGGGAGAGCAGGUCCCCACGGGGGAGAGAGCCUGAGCCAGCGCAAGCAGCAAGCCACUCGCCAGAGGAGCGCCUCUCGUCACAGUUUACAUCAACACUUUCCUACCUGUACAGCUUUGCAAGGAUGCCAAGCUCUGUGCAGGUACUUGGUUUCCAACCAGGGUUUGGAAGAGCACACAUCGCCAUAUGCAGAAGGUCGACAAGGCAAGGGCUUGCUGCCUUGUUAUUUAAGGACACAGACCCAACUGCAACUUGGAGAAAGAAGAGCUGAGAGAUCAGUGUUUUUCCUUCAUCUCUUCUCUCAAACAUGGCUGUAAGAGAUGGCGCCGCAGUUCCGCUUGCUCUCUUUCUUGUGGCCCUCGGGAUCCAAUGAAAUACCUGCUGGAAGCUCCUUCUCCAUCUCACAAAAUCUCAAAUGCAGUUCUCCUGCAGAUUCAUUGACUUUAGCUUUGUUUUUCUUUCCUAUGUCUCUCCUCUUUUAAAGCAAUGAAAAAAAAAAAAAAGGCGGCACUAUUUAAGUUCAUCAUUCGCUGUCCUUCCAAUAGCAUGUAGCAUGUCCAGAGAUGAUGGCCAGAUCCUCAGCUGAAGUCAGGAGAACAUGAGUGGUUUUCAUCACCCGAGGAUCUGCCCCACUGAGCCAGACUCUGAUCUUGGUGCAGAUCCUCUAAUGUCAGCGGAAUCACUCUGCAUGUGCGUGUAGUGCAAAAUGUGAUCAGACCCUGCCUGAUGCUCAGAAAGUCAUGUUUUAGAUGUGUAAUGCACACACAAACACACGCGUGCGCGUGCACACACACACACACAGGGUAUUUAAAAGUGAGUUGUUUUAUAUUGUAUUUGAUUUUCUAUUUAUUUAAGGUUUUGCAUACUUACUCAGUGAUGGAUGUUCAAGCUUUACUCCAAGUAGAUAGAAUUGGCCUCCAACUCCAACCGCAGAGGGCCAAAAUCUGCUCACAUGUCUACAGGAAAAGGCAAUUUUGAUGUGGGCAGGUGUCAAAAUUCAGUCGACAGCGAGGAGGGAAUUGGUGGAGAUGGGACUGGUGGAAGAAUGUUGCAAAUGGGCAGAGCACUGGGUGCCAGAUAAGCCUUCCUGAACAGCACCACACCCCCCUGUGCUAUAAAGCUCAGAUAACCGACUCUGCUGAGAAGCACUGUUGUAAGGGUGAAAUUGUACCGCUGGAGGAAAUGAGCUUCCACUAAAACUCAUCUGACCUACAGCCCAUGAAUACAACUGCAAUAGAUGACCUAGUAGCUUUUUUUCAAACUGUUGGGAGUAUGGAGGUUAGGAUGAGGACAGAACUGAAGUGACUUUAAGAAACCUACAUAUACUAGCUGCAUAUAGGAAAAUGGACUGCAGUCACAUACAGUAUAUUGCCUAUAUAUGAAAACUUUAAGUCUCAGUUGACUUAGUGCCAUAAAACCUCCUGUGUUUUGCAAGCAGUUCAAAUCUGAAGCAUAUGUGAAAAUAGACAUUUCUUGGUCUUCUUCACUCAUGCCAAGGCAAAUUGGCUUUUUUGUGCAGGUGGUAGAAAUUGCUAUAUGGGUACAAGUCUGCAUUCCUACCUAGGCAAAACCAUCUAGCUAAGUAGACAGCUGGCUAUUGACAAUAUCCACUUCUGAGGCAAGUAUUAGCCUAAUAUCUAAGGCCUAUAUAUGCACAAAAUCAGGCCAGCAUAGUUUCUGUCAGAAAAAGGACCUUCCCUCUUUACCCAUGACAUUUCUCGUUUUGAUACCUCCUGGUUUUUUCCCCAGAAAACUCCUGUUAUCAAUUUUAGCUAAGGUCCAUAGGACUCUCUACACCUGCAUGAAUGUAUAGUAGAACACUGUGUAUGGUAUUUGUUCUUUUCACAUGUCUAAUUCCCGUAAACAGCCUGCUGUCUGAGGUCUUCAGACCAAAUUCGUCCUACACACGCCUGCCACACAAGCGAGUUUCAGGGCAGCAGACCCAUCGUGGUUGUGCCUGUACAUUCAGGUGGCGUCCUGCCCCUGAUGGGGACAUUUGGUCCCCUCCAAACUGUCUCUUAGCUGUCCUUGCAGGACCCAUUUGUCCUCUGUUGCUCACCCAGCCAAAGGGUCCCCUUCGGGUAAUAGUGGGUCUUCACGUGACAGGCCCAGUUUCCAUUUGUGCACACUCAUACAUGUCCCCUUACGCCGGCCCUAGGAAAGCGCAAAGGCUGGCUCUUCUCAGAGCCUUCUUGGCAAUGUUUUUACCUGUGUCAAACCCACCAUUGCCAGAGUCACUGGAGCUCUGUAAACCAACAGCUGCUCACGCCCCAAGCUGCUCUACCGCCAGUGCUGCCCGGUCUCUAGGCUGAGGCAUCUCCCACAGAAGGUCCAUCCUGCGAACCCCCAAACUGGUCUGCAGAGCAUCCCUGAGGGGGAUGUACACAUAAAGCAUGAAACUCUGGUGUGUAGCAAAGAGCAGAGACAGCAAAAUAUUACCGGGGGCUGCUGCUUUGCAGUGAGUUCCUGAUGCUGGACAGGCCUUCUCCUGGGCGAGGGGUGGGGUAGCUCCGGGGAGGUAAUCCUCAGUGUCCUGCGGCAUGGGGGCACACAUAUGGGCAAGACCAAAGGAUGCUGGUGUGUGCACAGGACUUCGGUCUGUUCUGUGCAGGGAGCGGCAAAGCCAGACUUUAACUUGUAGAUGUGCCACUGCCCCAUGAGCAAAGCUCCCUGCUCUGUCUUUCCUGCUCUGGUCUGUAGGAGGGUCAUGUUGGCUGCUGCAGUGUUUGGCCUGUGGGGAACAUGCUGUUUUUGAACAGCUGAGUGCAUGGAGGGGAUUUUUUUUUUUUUAACAGACACAGAGAGCAUGCAUCAGGGGGCCUGGAUGCUGAACAGCUUGCCAUUUAAAUGCACGCUCGUGCAAGCUAAUCAGCUCAGUAAUGGUGAGCUGAGUGGACAGAGCUGCAUAUUCUCUGGAGAGAAGAAAGCUCUGCUCCUCAUUUCCUGGCUAAAUUUCUCUAAAACAAACAUGAGAGUAGACAAGGCCUCCUCCUGGGAACAUGUAUGAACUGCUUUUCUCAUGUCUUUUACUUCUCAUGUGAUGAUACUAACAUAUAACUACUUCCACAUGAACCACAUCCUUGAAUUAUUGCUUUUUAAUGGCAUUGCUCAGUCUGAGUGAUGCUACUCUUGUACACUCACCAGUAUCCCACUGAGUGUUGCAAGCAGACAUCUCCUGCUUUAUAAGCAUCCCAUGUCUUCCAAAUACCUCAUCAUCCUGAAGACGAGUUAGGAAAUCAGCUUUCCACCUCUGUUUAUGUUGUAAAUGGCAUUGUUUCAAGGAAAGGCAGUCUGGAGGCUUUUACGAUGGCCACGCUGUGCAAGCUAGCUACAAAGCUUUCCAUACCUACAGGGCUAUAGCUGUGAAAUAUGGCUGUACACUGUUAUUUGGAUAAUAGAGUAUCCAGAGCAUUUGUGGCUAUUGUGGUGAAACGGCACCAGGACAAGCACUAGGAAGGUUCGACAAGCUUGUGCAGACAGUGUUACGCUAAAGCAAAUGGAUUAAUGUACUCUCAGUAUAACUCAGCACUAAGAUCCCCUAGAGUACUGUAAUAAAAUGGUAGCAGGGCAGCCAUAAAAAGUGGCAGUAAGCUGACAUAAUAAUACCAGGAUAAAUGUAGCAAUAAGGUAACACAGGCCACUGCAGUAAAGUAGCAUUUUGAUAAUGCAGCAAUAAGACACAACAGGACGCUGCAGGAAAUUAGUUUGGGGAAUAUGGCAGUAAUAACGGUGUGUGCGGACAAACGGUGGUACAUUUGUACCAGGUACUGCGACAAUAAAGAGAACACAAGGUGUCCUAGUAAUAAGUUACUACAGUAACAACAACACGAUGCACUGUAAAGUUAUAUCAGGAUGCUUCCACGCUGCAGUCAAAUCCUACAAGAAGUGGUAGCAAGACAAUGAAGACAAAAUAUGUCCCGUUUCAGACUGCAAAACAUGAAUCAGUUUUCCGCAUGGUGAUCCAAAUUCUGGAGUGAUCUCAGCAAUACCAAUCCUAUCACUCCUCAUUUUCAAGGAAGCUGAGGCAAGAGCAUGCCCCCAUCCAGACUAUUAUUUUGGUGUCAAAAUACAAAUCGACUCAUUGUCUCUCCAGCCAAAUUGUCACAGACUGUGGUGAAGUUCUUUGGUUAGUUCUUACUCAGGUGAAACCCCAGUGAUUUUGGUGAGUCCUUUGCCUUGGAAAGGAUUUGGCUCUUUCAUCUUCUGGCAUGGGUGAUGCUUUUAGCCUACAAUUGUUUCUGUUUCAGGGUGGGGGAAGGGGAACUCAGGUACAGAACUUCUGGCUGUACUGGUCUGUUUCCUGACAUGCACAAAUAAAUUGAGCGUACUGGAAAUUCAAAGCAAUAAGGACCAAAUCUGUUCUGUCUGUCAUGCACACAUGCACACGUAAAUAAUCAUGCUGGAAUCAUUGCGAGUCCUGGAUGCAUCCAUGGGCAGGGCUUGGCCUAACCCUGUUCUCAGUGUCUCCAUCUGAGUAACAGAAGCAGUGUGUCUUCUCAAGUUUUAUUUUUUUAUAUUAUCUCCUUUUGUGCUUCCCCCCCCCCCCUUUUUUUUUUUAAUUUAAGCUCAUCUCUGCAUGAAACAUCCUUAGAAAAAAUCAGUUUGCCAUAAGGCAAUAUGCAGCACAGUGGGCAAAGGG